CAUGCGCAUCAUGCACCCGAGCGCAUCCCCUAAAUUACAAACCUAAUUGCAUCAUUAGGGUGCGUUUGAAAGUCAGAACCUCGCUGCAUUUCCGCCGUCUUAUUCACCGUUUUUCGUUGUACGGAAAUGGAGACUGCUCUAUUCUCCCCUUCUUCCCUCUUCGGCAACACUUCUGACAAUUCUUCUGAUGAAGAACCCAGUACUCCACAAAAUUUUGUUGAAAGAACCCAUCAAUUUCCAGGAAUGGAGUUGAUCGUUCGGGAAUUCUCCUUCCACCAGCUGAAUGCAAAUUUGCUCUGGCCAGGUACAUUUGCUUUUUCUGAAUGGUUGGUCCAAAAGCGGUCUAUGAUAGAAGGGAGGCAUGUCAUUGAAUUGGGGAGUGGAACUGGCGCUUUGGCUAUCUUUCUGAAAAAACUGUUACAAAUUGAUGUUACAACAUCUGAUUAUGAUGAUCAAGAAAUCGAGGAUAAUAUAGCUUAUAAUUGCAAAAUCAACAAAGUUGUCCCUGCUCUUCCUCAUGUCAAGCAUACAUGGGGUGACUCCUUUUCAAAUGCCAAUUCAAAUUGGGAUCUGAUAAUUGCAAGUGAUAUCUUAUUAUAUGUGAAACAAUAUCCAAACUUGAUCAAGACCUUAUCUUUCCUUCUAAAGGUUUACCAACCGAAAGGGAACAUGAAUAUGUUACCUCAAAAUAAGCAGGAUGGAUUACCUUAUCCUGCAUUUUUGAUGAGUUGGAGACGACGAAUAGGAAAAGACGAUGAAACUCUCUUCUUCAAGGGUUGUGAGGAUGCUGGUAUGGAGGUGCAACAUCUUGGAUCUCGUGUUUACUGCAUAACCUCUAAGGAAUGAAAACCUAAUUUGAUAGAGUGAGGUUAAAUGUUUAAAUUCGACUUUCCUAGCACUCAAGAAAACAAAACCAUGAGAGUUCUCUCUUAUAUCGUAUUUUCUACUCUAUAUUUUUCAUCUCAUAUAUAAGUUUCAUGAUUUUGGGUUGUUA
Molecule: messenger RNA, 994 nt
Organism: Chenopodium quinoa (quinoa)
Lineage: Eukaryota; Viridiplantae; Streptophyta; Magnoliopsida; Caryophyllales; Amaranthaceae
Product: protein N-terminal and lysine N-methyltransferase EFM7
Exons: 7
Coding region: 127-846 (239 amino acids)
Source: RefSeq, a predicted model, not a curated record